GAGCGCUCCAUGGCAACCAGAGACCGACCAACAGCGACCUGUUGCUCAACAAAAAUAAGAUAAAAAUAACAAUUCAUCUGGCUUUUGUCUGGUUACAAUGUGAAAAUGAGAGCCGUAAAAGUAUGGCAAGAGCCAGGCCGGGAACGCAUUUAUGACCUUGCCUUCAAGCCAGAUGGAAGCCAGAUCAUAAUAGCUGCAGGGCUUCGUGUUCUGGUCUGUGAUGCAGCAGAUGGAUCAAUUAUCCAGCCUUUAAAAGGACACAAAGAUAUAGUGUACUGUGUGGCCUAUGCCAAAGAUGGUAAAAGGUUUGCUUCAGGGUCAGCUGACAAAAGCAUUAUCAUUUGGACCUCUAAACUAGAGGGUAUUUUAAAGUAUACCCAUAAUGACACUAUUCAGUGUGUUUCAUACAACCCAGUCACUCACCAGCUUGCCUCUUGCUCAUCUGGUGACUUUGGUCUGUGGUCACCAGAGCAAAAAUCUGUAAAUAAACACAAAGUGAACAGCAAAAUAACAUGUUGUGGGUGGACUAAUGAUGGACAGUACCUUGCCCUUGGCAUGAUGAACGGAGUGGUGAGCAUACGGAACAAGAAUGGAGAAGAGAAGGUCAAAAUUGAGCGCCCUGGAGGCUCCUCCUCUCCGAUCUGGUCCAUAGCCUGGAAUCCCUCUAAGGACGAACACAAUGACAUUCUGGCUGUGGCAGACUGGGGUCAAAAGCUCUCCUUCUACCAGCUAAGUGGAAAGCAGAUUGGAAAAGACAGGAUGCUAACCUAUGACCCGUGUUGCGUCAGCUACUUCUCAAAGGGUGAAUAUAUAGUGAUGGGUGGCUCCGAUAGACAGGUGUCCCUGUACACUAAAGAUGGCGUGCGGUUAGGAACCAUUGGAGAGCAGAAUACCUGGGUGUGGACAUGCCGAGUUAAGCCUGACUCCAACUUUGUGGUGCUGGGCUGCCAGGAUGGGACCAUUGCCUGCUACCAACUUACCUUCAGUACUGUUCAUGGCCUCUACAAGGAUCGUUAUGCUUAUAGAGACAGUAUGACCGAUGUCAUGGUCCAACACCUCAUCACGGAGGAAAAAGUGAGGAUCAAAUGCCGUGAGUUGGUGAAGAAGAUUGCCAUCUACAGAAACCGUCUCGCUAUCCAGCUACCUGAAAAGAUCGUCAUCUAUGAGCUGUACUCGGAUGACAUGAAGUACCGCGUCAAGGAGAAAAUUUGCAGGAAGUUUGAAUGCAACUUGCUGGUGGUCUGCUCCCUGCAUAUCAUUCUGUGUCAGGAAAAGAGACUACAGUGCUUGUCCUUUACCAAUGUAAAGGAGAAAGAAUGGGUGAUGGAAUCUCUAAUCCGUUACAUCAAAGUGAUCGGUGGUCCGCCUGGCAGAGAAGGCCUACUUGUGGGGUUAAAGAAUGGAGCUAUCCUGAAGAUCUUUGUCGACAACCCGUUUCCCAUCACGCUGCUGAAGCUGUCUACGUCAGUAAAAUGUUUGGAUAUGAGCGCCUCCCGCAAUAAACUUGCUGUGGUGGAUGAGCAUAACACUCUGUCCGUCUAUGACGUCAACAGCGAAGAACUGCUUUUUCAGGAGCCUAACGCUAACAGCGUUGCCUGGAACACCCAGUGUGAGGACAUGCUGUGCUUCUCUGGUAAUGGCUACCUUAAUAUAAAGGCUAGCAACUUUCCUGUACACCAGCAGAAGAUGCAAGGCUUUAUGGUCGGCUACAAUGGCUCAAAGAUAUUUUGCCUGCAUGUCUAUUCCAUGUCAGCGGUGGAGGUGCCUCAGUCAGCACCCAUGUACCAGUACCUUGAGAGGAAGCUAUUUAAGGAGGCCUACCAGAUUGCUUGUCUGGGUGUGACAGAAAGUGACUGGAGAGAUUUGGCUACAGAAGCCCUGGAGGGACUUGACUUUGAAACUGCCAAGAAGGCCUUCAUUAGAAUCAGAAACUUGCGGUACCUGGAGCUGAUCAACAGCAUUGAGGAGAGGAAGAAGCGGGGUGAGAACGACAACGAGCUGUUCCUGGCAGACGUCUAUGCCUUCCAGGGGAAAUUCCACGAGGCAGCCAAGCUCUACAAACGCACCGGCCAUGAGUCCAGAGCCCUAACCAUGUACACUGACCUGCGGAUGUUUGAGUACGCCAAGGAGUUUGUUGGGUCCACAGACCCGAAGAGCUCUCGGAUGCUAAUGACCAAACAGGCAGAUUGGGCAAAAAGUAGCAAGGAGCCACGAGCAGCGGCAGAGAUGUAUCUAUCAGCAGGGGAACACGUGAAAGCCAUAGACAUAAUUGGAGAGAACGGCUGGGCAGACAUGCUGAUCGAUAUUGUCCGCAAGUUGGACAAGGCUGAGCGUGAACCACUGGCCAAAUGUGCACUCCAUUUCAAGAGGUUGAAGCACCACGGCUAUGCGUCAGAGACUUAUUCGAAGAUGGGAGACUUGAAGGCUCUAGUGAACCUGCAUGUGGAAACCCGACACUGGGAAGAGGCAUUCCUGCUGGUGGAGAAGCACCCCCAGUUCAAAUGUGACGUCUAUGUGCCUUAUGCCCAAUGGUUGGCUGAAAAUGACCGCUUUGAGGAGGCACAAAAAGCAUUUCACAAAGCUGGCCGUCAGAACGAGGCUGUAAAAGUCCUGGAGCAGCUUACCCACAAUGCAGUGGUGGAGAACAGGUUCAAUGAUGCAGGUUACUAUUACUGGAUGCUUUCUAUGCAGUGUUUGGACAUUGCCAGAGAAAGUGAAGAACAGAGGGAUGAAAUGCUAAAGAAGUUUGAGCGUUUUCAGCAUCUUGCUGAACUUUACCAUGUCUAUCGCUCCAUUCAGCGUUACACGGAUGAGCCCUUCAGCUCCCACAUGCCAGAGACACUCUUCAACCUCUGCAGGUUCCUCCUCAACAACCUGACCAAGGACAUACCACCAGGCAUUUCUAAAGUUAACACUUUGUAUACGUUGGCCAAGCAGAGUCGAAACCUUGGUGCAUAUAAGCUCGCCAGGUAUUCUUACGAGAAGCUCCAGGAACUGCACAUCCCCCGCUUCCUGGAGUCCAUAGAGCUGGGCAGCCUCACCAUUCGCUCCAAGCCCUUCCAUGACAGUGAGGACCUUAUUGAAGGCAUGAUGUGCUACCGUUGCUCCACCAACAACCCACUUCUAAACAAUCAGGGGAGUGUGUGCACCAACUGCAGGCAGCCUUUCAUCUACUCAGCUUCAUCAUAUGAGGUGCUGCCUCUGGUGCAGUUCUACCUGGAAGAGGGUAUCAUUGAUGAAGAGGCUCUGUCUCUUAUUGACCUGGAAGUUCCUCACACAGAUCAAAGGAACGCACGGGGUCAGGAUAUGGAUAACGGCGAGCUGCAAUCUUUGAGGAUAGAUGAUGGUUUGGACGAUGCGGAGGAAGAUCCAUUUACAACCAAAAUGAGCUUUGAGCAAGGAGGCUCCACCUUUGUCCCAGUCAAGGUGAGCCGUUCGGUGCUGCGCUCUAUGAGCAGAAGGGACGUCUUGAUCAAACGUUGGCCCAGGCCCCUCAAAUGGGAAUACUUCCGCUCACUGCUGCCAGAUGUGAGCAUCACUAUGUGCCCCACCUGCUUCAAGAUGUUUCACAGUGAGGAUUACGAGCUGCUGGUGCUACAACACAACUGCUGUCCUUACUGCCGCAGAGCCAUCGAUGAACCAAACUGAUCUACUUUAAAAUGGAGCAGCUUAAUCAAACUUUUCACUGUUUUGUACAUUCAAAUGUUUGUCACUUUCUUCUAUAUUUCAUUUUCUGUAUUCUCUAACUGUUUUUACAUUUGUAUUGUAAUAUAGAUUCCACUGUAGUCUGCUGUGAGGAUAUUACAGCGCUACCCUGUUACUGAGGCUCUGUCUGAAUAGCAGCCCUUUGUUGUCCAAGGAUGAAAAGCUGAAGUAAUACCUUUAGUCUUUGAGUCUAGGCCCUUGUAGAGUGUAAGAGAAAUGCACCAUCAGCCACUCAGUCCAACUGGAUUAACGGGAUCAGAUUACCUUGGAUGGUCUAUAAAGACAUUAUAACUGGGUGUACAGUGUAAAAAUGGGAUUAAGAAAUUGUAUUUGACAAAAACAUUCAUUUGAUGACUAAAAAGAUCUUUCAGUCGACAUGCCUGCUAGGAAAGACCAGAUUAAAUGUAGCGAAGCAAUCAGUUAAACUUGAAAAUAAGAUCAAAUACAAAGGCAGGUUCUUGAAUUUCAACCCAAAUUAUCUCCUUUUGUGACUCACUAUGUGGCCAGGAAUGAUUUUCUGAAAUAAUCAAGGUGUUCAUUCUACUAUUCUACUUCUAUUUAUCCACUCCCAUUUGUUGUCAAACCGCAAUAUAGUCUUUUAA
Molecule: messenger RNA, 4307 nt
Organism: Cololabis saira (Pacific saury)
Lineage: Eukaryota; Metazoa; Chordata; Actinopteri; Beloniformes; Belonidae
Gene: ift122
Product: intraflagellar transport 122 homolog (Chlamydomonas)
Exons: 29
Coding region: 106-3648 (1180 amino acids)
Biological process (GO): protein localization to cilium; intraciliary retrograde transport; non-motile cilium assembly
Cellular component (GO): non-motile cilium; intraciliary transport particle A
Molecular function (GO): protein binding
Source: RefSeq, a predicted model, not a curated record